AUGACGGGAAACCCAGAAUGGAUGAAGCUCGCAGAGGUUGAUCCAGAUCUGGAUAAGUUUCUAAAAGCAGCUGCCGCUUCACCCAAACCCGGCCCUCCUCCAGGACUUGAGACCGACUAUGCCGCGCAACGUGCUUUCUUGCACAAGACCAAAAAGGCUGUCAACGCCAGGGCAUUUCCAACCAGCACGGGACUGAUCAUCGAAGAUAGCUUAAUUUCAGCUCGUGACGGUUACCAGAUCCCUAUCCGCACGUACAAGCCCGUCAAUCCCCCCAAGACAGGAAGCCCACUCAUCGUCAUUUUCCACGGUGGAGGUUUCACGCUGGGCGACCUCGAGACCGAGGAGGGUAGCUGCCGGAAUUUCUGUCAGCAGCUUGGAUGUACUGUAGUUAAUGUUGAUUAUCGUCUUGCCCCUGAAAACCCAUUCCCUACUCCCUUGUACGACGCUUACGAUUCCGUAAAAUGGGCCGCUUCCAACGCGUCAAAACUCGGCGCUAAUCCGGAUGCCGGCUUCCUCCUAGGUGCCGUUUCAGCCGGGGCCAACCUUGCCCUUGUUUCCGCCACUUUGGCCCGGGAUGAAAAACUCUCACCUCCUUUAACCGGGCUCUGGCUAUCCAUUCCGAUUGUAAUGAGUAUGAAAUUUCCUCCUGCACAUCUGGUGGCGGAAUUGCAGUCUUUUGAGCAGUGCAAAGAAGCGCCUGUUCUCAAUGCCAAGACCUGGAAAGUCCUAAUAGAUGCAUACAAACCGGACGAGCGCUCACGGCUAUUCAAUCUGUACAGUGAGACAGACCCUGUCAGUCGUGCCGGACUGCCGCCGGUCUACUUUCAGGUCUGCGGUUGGGACCCACUGCGAGAUGAAGCGUUGUGCUUUGAAAGAGAGCUUAGAGAGGAACAUGGAACAAAGACGAAGCUGAAGCUAUACCCGGGCAUGCCACAUGGCUUUUGGUCCUUCUUUCCGCAGCUAGGGAAAACGCCGCAGUGGGUUGCAGAAACCGUUAGUGGGAUCCAGUGGCUACUUGACGUGGGAAAGCAAGAAAGUUGAAAUUAGAUCGGAUAGCAUAUCUUAUAUCCAUAUAUGUGACAUACUCAAGAUUGGAUAAACUAUAUGUACCGAAAAAACUCUAUGGCGAACAUGUACUCUGUGUACAGGGAGUUCAUCAUCAAUCGAUUAGAUUUUUUCUGGUUUGAGCAGG
Molecule: messenger RNA, 1192 nt
Organism: Truncatella angustata
Lineage: Eukaryota; Fungi; Ascomycota; Sordariomycetes; Amphisphaeriales; Sporocadaceae
Product: Alpha/Beta hydrolase protein
Exons: 3
Coding region: 1-1041 (346 amino acids)
Molecular function (GO): hydrolase activity
Source: RefSeq, a predicted model, not a curated record